Dictyostelium purpureum is the source of this 453-nucleotide messenger RNA. RefSeq lists its product as uncharacterized. NCBI's taxonomy places the organism in Eukaryota, Evosea, Eumycetozoa, Dictyosteliales, Dictyosteliaceae. The annotation marks the transcript as partial. The transcript has a single exon. The record is from RefSeq and is a predicted model, not a curated record.
GUAAAAGAAUUAAUAAUAGAGAAUGGAUUUGACCAACCAAUAUUACCAAAUAUUAUUCCGCUAUCAGUAAAGAGUUUAACAGUUUCAAAAUUAACACAUCCAUUAGUAGUUGGUUCAAUUCCUUCAAGUAUAGUAGAGUUAACUCUUAAUGAAGAGUUUGAUCAAACUAUUGAUUCUGCAAAUUUGAUAAUACCAAAUACAAUUAAAAAACUUACUCUCUUCAAUCAUAAAGUUCAAAUUGGAAUUGGUGUAUUACCAGAAGGUUUAGAAGAAAUUGAACUUAAAGAUGGUUAUAGUCAUCCGAUACCUAUAGGUUGGUUUCCUUCAUCUGUCGAAACACUCCAUGUUGGCAAUAUUAAACAACCUUUAGUUGAAAACUUAAUUCCUGAAACUAUUCAAGAUUUAUUUUUAACAGAAAAUUUUAAUCAAAUAUUUAAUCACAACAUAAUACCA